Penaeus vannamei (Pacific white shrimp) is the source of this 870-nucleotide messenger RNA. NCBI's taxonomy places the organism in Eukaryota, Metazoa, Arthropoda, Malacostraca, Decapoda, Penaeidae. The record is from RefSeq and is a predicted model, not a curated record.
AUGUAUGGAAAUGUGAGCAGCACGAGCGCGCCUGGCCUGAGUGGCGCCCUUCCACCUGGAGGUCCUCUCGGCACAACACCCUCCGUCAGACUGGUUCUUCCGCCUCUGCAUGAACUGAGAAAGAAAGAAACACAGGAGAUUCUAAACCUCAUUCUGCCUCCGAGAGAAUGGGAAGAAGCCGGUCAGCUAUGGGUGCAGAGCGUGUCCACCACCCCGGCCACCUCCGUGGACGUGCAGCAACUUCAGGAGCAGCUAGACCUGAGGCUGCAGGAGCAGGAAGCCUUCGAGACUGGCAUUUGUCCUGUCAGACGAGACCUCUACACGCAGUGCUUUGACGAACUCAUCCGGCAAGUGACCAUUAACUGUGCCGAGCGAGGACUCUUACUGUACAGAGUCAGGGACGAAAUUAGAGAGACUCUGGACGCUUACCAGAGACUCUACACAUCAGCCUGUGCGUACGGCGUCAGGAAGGCCCUCAUGGCCGAGGAGCACAAGGUGAAGGUGGGCGCCCGCUGCGACGAGCUCCGCAAGCAGGUGAGCGAGCUGGAAACGCGGGCCGAGUCCCUGCGGCAGGAGAUCGAGCAGCUGCAGACAGAGGCUCAGGACGCCAGGAAGGCCGACGCCGACAAGCACGAGGAGACGAAGACGGUCCACCAGGCAAGGAUUGAGAUACUCAAGAAAAAGCUGGAGGGCAUCAUCAAACAGGCGACGCAGCCCAAGAAAUAAUUAUCUUCCAGUUCCAUAUCGCGGUUUUUACCAUGAUAUAACCCUUGAUACAGAAUUCGAGCUUUGUUAAACCUCAGGCCGUUUUAUAUUCUAUUGAAGAAAACGUAUUUGAAAAGAUGAUGUAACCUGGAAACUGUGCUUACG